AUGAAGUCCACUAUCGUACUCUUGAUCCUUCUCCUCGCCACUGCAGCUGAUGCAGUCAUUACACGCGACGAGUGUAAGGAGCGAGGAGGAAAUGUCAUCUCGAACAAAGGAGACGUGGAAGUGUUCAAGGCUGGAUAUCAAUGCGAGAACUCCAAUGAACCUCCAAUAAAGAUUGAAGGGAACGAAGAAGUCUGUUGUGGAGCAUCAAAGAAAGAACCAGUCAAGGAAGAGGAGCUGCCACGAGAACAUGAUGCCACCAAGCCCGAGCCUCCUUCACCGGAAGAUAAUCCCAAGAAAGGCAAGAGUGCGGCAAAGUCAAGACGUAGUGUGGUUCGAGGAAUCGUCCCUAUAGCAUCGGCGGCUGCAGCACUCUAUGCCCAUUACAUCUGA
Molecule: messenger RNA, 390 nt
Organism: Seminavis robusta
Lineage: Eukaryota; Bacillariophyta; Bacillariophyceae; Naviculales; Naviculaceae
Source: the annotation of a GenBank genome assembly